GUAUUUUCUCCUUCGCCAUCUUGGUGCUAGCUCGCGCAGGCGGAAGCAGCAUCUUCGGCGGAGCAACAGCGGGUGUGGUUCGGACUUUUACGGGCGGUUCACCGAGCAGCUCUUUUCCUAUUUUCAGCCGAGAGAAAGGAGCAUAUUUCCCUGACAAGAACCACGGAGGAGCCACUCCACUCUGGUGAGGAGAACCCUUUUACUACAUCCAUCGCUCGGUGUUUUCAGCGAUCUCCCGGAGCAAAUCCUGUUUAAUUCGGGAGGGGGCUCCGGUGGGGGUUUCUGGUCUGGCAGGUUUUGUGCGGCGGCGCUUGGAUCUACUUUUCAUACGUCCUGGUUAGCUAAAGCUAAUCAAACCAGACUUCAACAUUUGGAGGGCUGGCCUGAAAGUCACGAUUUUGAUAAUGAACUGAAUUGUAGUUACAAUGGCGUCUUAUCCCGAUUACGCUCUGGGACAAGUGUACGGGAAUUAGAGCAUUGUGAGUAUGGCACGAAACGGUGUUUGUUUAUAUUAGCUGGUAAGCUAACCAGCGGAGGGGUUAGCUGGGCACGUUAAGUUAGCAUAGCGAGCUCUCAAGGUAAGAUAGCCAACCUGGAGGCUCAUACGCCUGCGCAGAGGUUUGAAUUAAGCUAGUAAACGGGCUCUGUUUUUGGUGUAACCUAAUCACUGCGUGGAUUUUGGGUGUUUUUAGUUUGAUUUAGCAGCUUGUGAGGUUUACAGACAGACUCAGCAUGAGAGGAGGAGUCAUGGAAGUGAUUGCGGGGCGCAGAGAGAGGAGGGGGCAGUUUCUCUCAUUGGAAACCCAGGCUGUGAGGUCGGAACUUGGCCGUGGUAGGGGGAGGGGAGGGGGAGAAAAUAUGCCUUUGAUGUUCUUUGCCGCUGAAUGGUGAAUUGUGUUCAUGCUGGCCUGGAAAUACCCUCCGCUUUGCUCUCUGGAGGUGGAGGUAGAGGCUCGGCAUUUCCACCUCACAGCUACGGCGGCGUCUGAAUCAGAGGGACCGGAUCUAGGUAGUACCUGGACUGUGGGGGUAUUAUCGAGAUCACGCAGAGGAAACGUGAAAACGCUUUAGUUUGUCAGCGAAACUCUGGGUGAAGUGUGACUUACAAAUCUCCCUCUGACUUACACAUUAUUUUGUGCUUCAAACAGACAUAUCUGCUGUGCGGGCUGAGGGCAGGCGAGAACAAUGGCUACCCAGUGUGAGUAUGACCAACUUUAUUUGAUUGUUGAUUCAAACACACUGAGUUAUAACUGACCUUCACUACCUGGAGAAUGGGCUUUUCCUGUUCAAAAAUGAGCUCACUCUUUAAACAAUGAGGUGACUCAGAAAGAAAAUGGAGGCAAGGUGAGCACAUGUCAUGGCACUUUUCUUGUGUUUUCUCUUUUUCAGAAUGUAGUUUAGUAAAUUAAACAGCAUAUAUUUUGCUCCCUCAUGUUUAUUAAUGAACCUAUCAGAAUAUACACAACACACUCCAACACACUACCACCAUCACCCUCAGCGUACAUGUAGAUUUCAAUUAUCACCUGUCUGAAGCUGCCUGAAAGCUGGGUUUAUUUUAAAGUAGAGCUGUUGCACUGAUUUUCACCAGAUUUUCAUGGUCAUGUUAUAAUGAUGUGGUGAGGCGCUUGAUGGUGCCAUGCAUAAAGGAACAUAUGCUUAUGUUUUCAAUCAAUAUCAUUCUCUUGAUUAGAUUUUUCUUAACUGGGAAAUCUGCAGCGUUAACAGCAGCAAAAACUCAAAGUUGGCAGGAAAAGAGGUGACACAUGGUGUACGGAUAAUUGAAAAAUGAAGUUUCAAAAAGCAGUUGCACACAUUGCGCUAAAGUAGUUGGAUAUGCAAUCCUGGAUUUUUGGUGUUAUUGCACAGAAGCAAACUUUUCUGUCACUCAUGAGUGAUAAGACUAAGUUUAUUUUCCUUUUUUUUUCUGUUUUUGACAAACAACUUUAUAAGAUGAGUGUAAAAAGUCCAACUGGGACGUUUUACUCGGAUAAAAAAUAUCUUACAUAUGAGAUUACAAAAAUUCAUUGAUCCCUCCAGCAUUUUUUUAGAGUGAAAAGAAUUAAGUGAAAUUAAAAAUGACUUACUCUGUGCUUCUCUAAUGUAGCUGAUCUGAUGGAGCUGGACAUGGCGAUGGGGGACAGCAAGGCUGCAGUGAGCCAGUGGCAGCAGCAGUCCUACCUGGAUUCAGGCAUUCAGUCUGGGGUCACCACCACAGCUCCAUCUCUGAGCGGCAAGGGAAACCCUGAUGCUGAGGAGGAUGAUCCGACUCUGUACGACUGGGAGUUCAACCAGCCUUUCACUCCUGAGGCUACAGGUACAUGAAACACAGAGAUACAUCAUGUAACCCUGAAAACAACCUUGAAAUGCAAGAAUACCAACAAAAAUCUCUUCAUUGUGGUAUUUAUGCCUUGUUGCCUCACUUCCAGACAUCGAGGGAUAUGCCAUGACCCGGGCCCAGCGUGUGCGCGCUGCCAUGUUUCCCGAGACUCUGGAGGAGGGUAUCCAGAUCCCACCCACCCAGCUGGAUGCCACCCAUCCAACGGCAGUGCAGCGCCUGGCAGAACCGUCUCAGAUGCUGAAGCAUGCAGUGGUCAACCUCAUUAACUACCAAGACGAUGCUGAGCUGGCCACUCGCGCCAUACCUGAGCUCACCAAGCUGCUCAAUGACGAGGACCAGGUAUGUCCACACCUGAAGGGUAACUGCUGUUUUAUGGAAGCAGUUCUUGUCGUGCCCUCACAUUUCACAUCCCUUGCACAAUAUUAACCAAAGAAUAUUCUUCUAGGUUGUCGUGAACAAAGCAGCUGUCAUGGUGCACCAGCUGUCAAAGAAGGAGGCAUCGCGUCACGCCCUGAUGCGCUCCCCGCAGAUGGUUUCGGCCGUUGUCCGUGCCAUGCAGAACACCGGUGAUGUAGAGACAGCUCGCUGCUCUGCUGGCACCCUGCACAACCUCUCCCACCAUCGUGAAGGGCUCCUGGCAAUUUUCAAGUCUGGAGGCAUUCCUGCUCUCGUCAAGAUGUUGGGGUGAGAAAGUGGUAGAUUGAUUGCAUAUUGGUGAUUAUCAGUGAGCACACGUAUGGUGUUUUUUCCACCCACAUUUCCAGGCAGCCCAGAUUUGCACUGUCCAGCAAUUAGCAAGCAAUUUAGAGUUUUUCUUGAUUGCUCCUAUUAGGGAAGACACGUCAGUUUUAGGUUUAUGGACACCGAAAUCUGUUGAUCAGUGAGGUCUGUAUGACGAGGACAAAAACAACCGACAUGUGUUCAUAUCUGUGUCUCAAACACUCCUCCACUUCUCUUUGAUCUUUUUUCUCGAAAGUCAAGAGAGUUUAAAAAUGCCUCUGUGUUUUCCCCUGCAGUAGCUCAGAGUCUAUCACUCAAGAUUAAGCAAAUAAUGAGUCAGGUUUGCAAAUAAAUUCAGCAGUGUUUCUGGUAGAGCUUAGUCAUCACCUGUGCAGGGGAAAACACCUCGAGACUAUCAUAACAAACCAGCGUGUGUUAGACCAGCAGUGUUUCACAGCACAGUGACUCCAAAACAUUAGAUGGAGUGCGUACUCUGUUACGUCUGGACUCUGCAUCUUUGAUCUCAGUGAGAAAUCUGAAACUGUUGAUAUUUCUCCUUUCCUGCUUUACUCCUUUUAUUCUCAAUGAAAAGCUAAAGCAAACAGCCAAAAACAAUUAACAGGCUGGCGGGUUGUAACCUGUCGGACGCCUCGUGUGCGUCUUUGAAUUUGCACCUGGAAUCAUAUUACUGUGCUUUGAAUGCAGGAUGAGAGUGGUUGCGUGGAGACAGGAUGAUUAACUGCCUUUGAACGCAAAAUAGAUUUGAAGGCAGGAAUCUGUUUAGAUUAUCUAGCCAGCCUGAGCCGUUCUAUUUCCAUGAUGGCUGACGUUAAAAAGCUUUGUUUUGCCCCAAGAGUUCUUCAAACUUCCUCACAUAUGAACCUCAGACUGGAGGGAGAAAAGGUCAGCGAACUGAUGCAGUGCUCUGGAGUCGCAGUUAUAUUUAUUUCUCUACAGUCGCUUUAAGCUGCAGGUCAGUCAGUCAGUCGGGUCUCACCUAGCAGACAGCAUGUUAGCCUGCAGUAAUGAGCGCUUGCCAAGAUUCAUUGUUGGACUUAAAUGACACACUUGGCAGUUUCAACAAUUGCCGAUGUUUUACUCUCAGCUUGUACGACCUUUUUCUUCAAAACAACUGCAGAGUUCUGUGAGUGUGUUUUGAUUGGAUGAUAAGCUGCAACAGUUUCCUAGAAAGUCUGAUUGAUUUCUGCAAACUGCUGGAGCUAAGUCAUUACUCAUGGUGUGUGUGUGUGUGUGCAUGUGUGUGUUUGACUUUUUGUAAUAGUAAUUUUCUGUAUUCAGUUUUCAAGUUUGAGUUUAAAAAGACCGUUUGUGUUGUAGUACAGUGGUUGGUGCUGUAGCCUUAGAAGGUUCUGGGUCAGCCAGGAGCCUCCCACAGUCCAAAGACAUGCUCCGCAGGUUGAUAGGUUAUUCUCUGUGUGUGUUUGCGUGGGUGCAAAUGGUUGUUUGUCGAUGUGGUCAUUGUGCCCCCCACCCUUUUAACCCAACGACAGCAGGGAGCCAGACCCCAUUUUUCCCCGCUGAGGAUAAGUGGUCUAUAGGGUUUUAAAAGACUGUAAGAAAACUUUAAAAUGUGUGUGAUUUCUUUGUGUAUCUUUUCAGCUCCCCCGUGGACAGUGUGUUGUUCUAUGCUAUCACCACACUCCACAACCUGUUGCUGCACCAGGAGGGGGCAAAGAUGGCUGUGCGCCUGGCUGGAGGACUGCAGAAGAUGGUGGCCCUGCUGUCCAAUACCAACGUCAAGUUCCUGGCAAUCACUACCGACUGCCUGCAGAUCCUGGCCUACGGAAACCAGGAAAGCAAGGUAUUCAAACACCAGCAUGUAUUCACAGUCAUUUACUGUCAUUCUUUCUGUCUCUUAUCUGUUUUGCCCCCCGUGUGUCUGCUCACCUGUCUUGAACUGUGUUUUAGCUGAUCAUUCUGGCCAGUGGUGGACCCCAGGCUCUGGUUAACAUCAUGAGGACUUUCACAUACGAGAAACUGCUGUGGACCACCAGCAGAGUGCUCAAGGUGCUCUCUGUUUGCUCAAGCAACAAGCCUGCGAUCGUGGAGGCCGGUAUGUACACAGUCAGGGUAGAGAAAAUAAAUGGAAGCCCUGUACAGUGAAUAAACACCAGAGAAAUGAACUCACAGUGAUGUGGUCUGAAUUAUCGCAGUGUUGGUAUCAUCACAGGUCAGGUAGAGUUUGUAGUUGUGGUCUGCUGCUGGGGUGAGCAUCCUCUGAUGUCAAGAAUUUCUUUUUGUAGGAGGCAUGCAGGCACUGGGGCUUCACCUGACAGACCCCAGCCAGCGUCUGGUCCAGAACUGUCUCUGGACUUUGAGGAAUCUCUCAGAUGCCGCCACCAAACAGGUACGUUCUACUGCUAGAGACGAAACGAGCAGAUCUAAACUGAUAUCUAAAGUUCGUGUGUUAACGUUUGUUUUCUCCUGCCUAAUCCAACUCAUCCUCCGCUCUCCAGGAGGGAAUGGAGGGUCUCCUGGGGACCCUGGUCCAGCUGCUGGGCAGUGAUGACAUCAAUGUUGUGACAUGCGCUGCUGGCAUUCUCUCCAACCUGACCUGCAACAACUACAGUAACAAACUCAUGGUCUGCCAGGUAUGUGUAACACACCGAGCUUCUGAAAAAAGGUUGUGUCUGUAUCUGCAGCCUUUAAAACCUCUGAACAUGACUGUGAACCUGUGAAAAAUAGACCCUCAGUUCCUUAUCCCUACAAAUCUAACUACUGGAUCUGAUCGUGUCAGGUUGGAGGCAUUGAGGCUUUGGUGCGAACAGUGCUGAGAGCUGGCGACAGAGAGGACAUCACAGAACCGGCAGUCUGUGCUCUGCGCCACCUGACUUCCCGCCAUCAGGAUGCUGAAAUGGCCCAGAAUGCUGUGCGCCUUCAUUAUGGCCUGCCUGUGGUGGUCAAACUACUGCACCCCCCUUCGCACUGGCCCCUUAUCAAGGUCACUAGUCAUCUCUCUUUGUUUGUUUGUUUGUUUGUUUGUUUGUUUUUUUGCAUUCUUAUAUUUUCCUAGAAUAAGAACUUGCAAAAAAAAAGGAAAACAUUUUUUUUUCCAGGGCUUGAUCAUGUGAAUUUUUUCUCUCUAUCUAGGCCACAGUUGGUCUGAUCCGUAACCUGGCUCUCUGCCCAGCCAACCACAGCGCUCUGCGUGAGCAGGGAGCUAUUCCCCGCUUGGUCCAGCUGCUUGUCAGGGCUCACCAGGACACCCAGAGGCGCACCAGCAUGGGAGGAAACCAGCAGCAGUUUGUGGUGUGUACUGAAGCCAACAAACCCUCUUGCUGUUUUUUUUGCCUCACACUUUUAAGCAGUAAGUUCAUGAAAUUUCGUAUUUUCCCCACGUUUACUCGAACAGGAGGGUGUGCGCAUGGAGGAAAUCGUGGAGGGCUGCACAGGAGCUCUGCACAUCCUCGCCCGGGACGUCCACAACAGAAUUGUCAUCAGAGGACUCAACACCAUUCCACUCUUUGUCCAGGUGAUCCUUUCGAGUCGCUCUGAAAACCUGCUACAUGGACACACUCUUACAGUCACACAUGAGCUGUGUGUAAAUGUGCUGGUUCAAAUCUUCCUCUGCUUUCCAUUGUCUCCAGUUGCUGUAUUCUCCAGUGGAGAACAUCCAGCGUGUUGCAGCAGGUGUGCUGUGCGAGCUGGCUCAGGACAAGGAGGCUGCGGAGGCAAUCGAGGCUGAAGGAGCCACUGCGCCCCUCACUGAGCUACUGCAUUCCCGUAACGAGGGCGUUGGUGAGCACACAGGCUCUUGUUCGUUGUGCACUGACUUCUCCUGACUCCGCUGUUGUUGUGCACUCGAUUUACUGUGGUGUUUUGUGUGCAUUUUCUCAUGUAGCAACCUACGCUGCAGCUGUCCUGUUCCGCAUGUCCGAGGACAAACCACAGGACUACAAGAAGCGUCUGUCAGUGGAGCUGACCAGCUCUUUGUUCAGGACCGAGCCCAUGGCCUGGAAUGAGGUACACACACUCACUAACAAACAACCUAUUGCUGGGAACAACAUCAGGGCAGGUUCUGGGGAUGUAGGGUCCUCACACUGAUACACUUAAACUCAUCGAUUACAUGCUGGAUAAAGUUACCGUUAAACCUCCAUUAAGGCUGUUUUUUGUGGCUUAACUCAUCAAUGUGUUGCUUUUACACAGACUGGAGACCUGGGACUGGACAUGGGGGCUCAGGGAGACCCACUGGCCUACAGACAGGAUGGUAUGUAUAUGUUUUGCUUUUUGAUGAUAUGUAACGAAGCAGUUGAAUUUCAGUAUACAGGAUGUUCCCAUGAUUAUAUAAACCUUGAGUGUUCAUAUAUCACUCUGUUCACGAGUUGAUUUGCAUAAUUUCUACUUUUGCUAUUCUUUUCCUGUCAGAUGGAGCCUACAGGGCCUACCCUGCAGCCUACGGUCAGGACACCCUCCUGGACCCCAUGAUGGAGGGUGCCGACUACCAUGCUGACACUCUGCCAGACCUGGGCCACCACACUGAUCCAUUGCCCGACCUCGGCCAUACCCAGGACCUGAUGGACAGCAACCAGCUGGCCUGGUUUGACACCGACCUGUAGGAUUGGUAAGGCAGACUUUUACCUGGAUACUUUUUUAGCUUUUACAGUAAAUAAUCGUAAAAAUAGAAAAUCACUAACUCAUCUCUGCCUGUGCUCUCUUCCAGUUGUAUUCCGUUAGAACCUGCAUUGUGAUUGGCCUGUAUUGUCUGAAUCAGCGUUAUGAUUGGCCUGUUGAGAUGUUGAAGGUGAAGAGAGCAUGAAGGGGUCUUGGAAAGUGCCUGACACAAGAAAAAGAAUAAAAAAAACAAAGAAGAUGGUUGCCACGGGAAUGUUAAAGCAAGUCGACGUUGGGGGGUGGGGGGGUUGGGUGGGAGAGGGAAGUUAAAGUAUUAAAGAGAUGUGGAAUCACUCAAAGGAGGUCUUGGAGCAGGUUACCUAAAUGAAUGAGUGCACAUGAGGUGGAUCUUAAAGUUUGAAACACACACAUAUGUUUUAGCCUUGCCUGUAUUCUUAUUAGUUUUUGUUUCUAUUUUUCUUAUUCUAUUUUUUUAUUUCUUUUUGUAUUACUCAUUCUCUGUUAUGGUACUGACCCAGCUUGCCUUCGCACUAGCCAUCUUCAUUUUUUUCUUCCAUGCUAAUCAUUUGUAAUUUUUAUUUUUUAAACGUAUAUUACAUGUAGUGUUAAGUUAUAGUGAUAUUAUACAAUGUUCCUUUGGUUAAUGGCCGAAUGUGUAGAACACUAAUAAUCAGUUGAAUUGUACUCUGACUUAAAGUGUAACAUUGUGUAGUUUUUUUUAUAAUCUCAAAAAUGGAGAAUUAUGCAUUCUUAAUAUGUGCUUGUUUAAGCAUAAAGUAUGUCAGUGUCACAAAUGUUCUAAAGAGGGGGUAUGGGGUGAAAUUGAGGGAGGGUUCGGGGAUAAAUCUAGAGACAAGUGUUUUAUAUACAGUAUCACUGGUAGGUUAACAACUAUUUUGUAUGCUAUCAUUGGACGUCUGAUAGAAAAGUCUUUUAAAGCUAUCAUUGGUGGUCGAAUAAAACCCAGUUUUAUGUGCUAUCAAGGGUAGCUAGGUUGAUGAACCAGUUGUAGUCCUGCUGUGCUUAUUUUGGAGACGAGGUUAUGACACGGCUGAACAAUAAAAUGGCAUUUUAUUUCAC
This is a messenger RNA of Xyrichtys novacula (pearly razorfish), 8731 nucleotides long. Lineage: Eukaryota; Metazoa; Chordata; Actinopteri; Labriformes; Labridae. The record is from the annotation of a GenBank genome assembly.